GACGGACUGACAUGUGAUUGGUCGACGACGUGCGCGCUCCCGUCGUCUCCUCCCGGUUUUCCUGGCAUGACCUUUUCCCUUGGCAACCACUUCCUUCCUCCGAGCAUCCAACGGCCAUCUUUAAUCGCAACUCCCCCAUCGAAAAGUUAUUUUCUCGCAUGUAAACACGGUGGAAGCGGAUCGUUUGUCAGCACCGAGGACGAGGAGUGCGGGUUACUUCUCUCCGGACACCAGCCCCUCCCCUGAAGCGAAAAGAAGGACCGAAGCGGGGCUGUCGCGUUCACAAUAACGAAGGAUGAGGAAGAAGCAGACGGCCAAGCAGAGGAAGACGGAGGAUUCUUCUGAGGUGCAGCAAUUUGUGGUUGAGAAGAUUACUCGCCGUAGGAUCGUCAAUGGUAGAGUGGAGUACUUCCUAAAGUGGAAAGGCUUCACGGAUGCAGAAAACACGUGGGAGCCUGAAGACAACCUAGACUGUCCUGAGCUGAUUGAGGAGUAUCUGAGAAAUAGUUUCUCGCACCAGAAUGAGGAAGAAGAGCAGGAGUUUGUUCCGAAAGAAGAAAUGAUGGAUGAGACAGAAAUUUCCCCACCACAGAUACAUACUCAGCCCUGCGGUGAUGAUCCAGACACGCUCGCAGAUCUGAGCGCUUACCCCGAGCUUGAAUGCAUCAUUGGCUCCACCGACAGACGAGGAGAGCUCGUGUUUUUAGUCAAAUGGAAGAACUCUGGCGACGUGGCCCUGCUGCCAGCCCACGAGGCGAGCGCCAGGUGCCCUCAGGCGGUCAUCGACUUCUACGAGCAGAAGCUGACGUGGCACUGCGGAGAUGACGAACAAUGACGCGCGCCGUCGCAGAUCGAGGUGAACCUACGCUGUGAUGUUGUGAAGUUUCCUUUUACCUCUCUUGAGCGGCGUCGCUCAGCUGACCUCAAGCACAUAACGGACGCUAAGCGCUACCGUUUUUGCAGCUAAUUAGCCUUUAGCCUCUUUUCGUGUUAUCAUGUAGCACACCCUAUCACUGUGGACUUGGUAUUAUUUUUUAAGGUAGUCGAUUGUUUCUGCUCAUUUUUUUUUUUUCCUCCAGUGUGUGUUGUAGCACAUUUUCGCAUUAGGCAGUGAACUGACAUCUCUCAAUUAAAUCUAUGGUCAGUGGAGCAAGAAGAAAUUGUCUUAUUACUGAAGAGGUAGCUGCAAUGUAAACUUAACACCUGUGAUAUGAAGCGCAAAUCAUCUUGUUUGAAUAUUUAAAGCAAAAGUAGUUUAGGAACAAUGACAAAUGUGCUGUACUGGAUUAAAAAUAAGUUUAUGCCACUGUAAUAUACUCAAGUUACCACUGUGCUGUUUGACUAGCAGAUGCUCAAAAGAGAAAUGGGAUCCGUUGUGGGAAGGAGGCUCAACUGCGAGUUGCGUUUUUCAACUUAAUAAAACACUGGCAUUGAAAUGGAAGAAAUCAUUUUGACCAUAGAUAAGCAAAGGAAUUGAAUUACAUUUGAAUCUUUUCAUCGGUCAUGCGUGUGCGCUUUGUUUGUUUUUUUUUUGCUUCAAAAAUGUUGAGUGGAACAACAGCAAAUUAUUUUCACAUUUGUGUCCCUGUUGCCACACUUUUUGGGUCAUGUUUUUAUUUAUUUUAAUGGAAGUGUGUUGUGUUUAUGUGAAAGCUAGUUCCAUUACUGUGUGGCUGUUUUUCAAAGUUCCUAAAGCUUUUAAAUAAAUGGAGUAGAGGCUUUACUGAUUAAAACCACUGGGGGCAAGGGUUAAGUGCAAAGUACUUACUAAAUGUACUUUGUUACUUAUUUUUUUCUUUUCUGGUUGUAUCCUGCUAAGUGUAUUUUGUGGCUGAUGUUUUAUUCAAAAUUGUUGCCCAGCUUAUCUCAAAUUAGCUGCUUUGUACCAAAUAUUUUAUUCCCUUUUUUUUUUCCCUUAAGAGGUUUUGUUCAUUUAAACCGGUGCUGUUCACCACAGAGCAAAAAAAGCAAAACAAAAAAGUCGCCUUACUGCCCUUAAAGAGUUGUGCAGUUUUUUUUUGCAUACAAUCUCCCAAAAAGUUCAACGUAGCACUUUAGAUGUCAUCGGUCAUUUCCUCCUCACGUGCGAGGGACAUAUCCUGUUCUAGCACGCUCGACCUAACCUUACACCUAACAAAACACACCUACUCAACUACUGAGCGGUUCUUACCGCACGUGUGUGUAGAGAUUGUAGAUCUGUGACGCGGCAACGAAUAAAAGAUUCCUUGUGUGACCUUUA
Molecule: messenger RNA, 2239 nt
Organism: Syngnathus acus (greater pipefish)
Lineage: Eukaryota; Metazoa; Chordata; Actinopteri; Syngnathiformes; Syngnathidae
Gene: cbx3b
Product: chromobox homolog 3b
Exons: 5
Coding region: 296-835 (179 amino acids)
Biological process (GO): chromatin organization; negative regulation of transcription by RNA polymerase II
Cellular component (GO): nucleus; pericentric heterochromatin
Molecular function (GO): chromatin binding
Source: RefSeq, a predicted model, not a curated record